AACACGCCCUGAACUGCCACAGGAUGAAACCAGCCCUGUUCAGUGUCCUGUGUGAGAUCAAGGAGAAAACAGUGCUGAGUAUCCGCGGUAUCCAGGAGGAGGACCCGCCGGAUGCUCAGCUCAUGAGGCUCGAUAACAUGCUGCUGGCAGAGGGGGUGUCCGGGCCGGAGAAAAGAGGCCGAGGAGGAGGAGGAGGAGUUGGAGCGCUGGCGGGAGCAGCGGCAUCAGGUGGCUGUCCCAAUGACAAUAGCAUUGAGCACUCUGACUACAGGGCCAAGCUGUCCCAGAUCCGACAGAUUUACCACUCUGAGCUAGAGAAAUAUGAACAGGCCUGCAGCGAGUUCACCACGCACGUGAUGAACCUGCUGCGGGAGCAGAGCCGGACCAGGCCCAUCUCCCCCAAGGAGAUCGAGCGCAUGGUGAGCAUCAUCCACGGCAAGUUCAGCACCAUCCAGAUGCAGCUGAAGCAGAGCACCUGCGAGGCCGUCAUGAUCCUGCGCUCCCGCUUCCUGGACGCCAGGUACGGCCCGGGCCUGGGGGAGAGAGUGGGAAUUUUGUUUUUUUCCCCCCCAGCUUCCUCUGGCUCUUUUAAGAUGACCAGCUCUGGGGAUUCCUUUAUAAACCUGCAGUCACUGACCUCCUACCAGAGCUCUCCUGUGGGAGCCAAUGUGCAGUCCCAGAUGGAUUCCCUGCACCACGUCAUCCACCAGACGGGCAGGUACGACCCGCUCGUGGGGACCCCCCUGUACACGACGCAGCGCCUCGACGCCAACGGCAGCUGGCAGGACCCCACCACCCCCUCAUCCAUCACCUCACCUGCCGGAGACCCGGGCAGCGUCAACUCCGACGCCUCUAAUUAAGUUUUUAGGACCUACUGAUGAGAGGAGAGAGGUCAUUAGUGUAAUUAGUCAAUGUUGCUCUUUUGCCAAUAUAAUUGUUGACUCACAAUUAAUUAAUUACCUCAGAACAAACCAAUAGAUUGUGAUUGCAGCGACACCUCUACCUCUCACCGCCGAGUUCUUCACCCCAUCGGGACCUGAAAUUGUUUUAAAGCAACUUCAUUUCCCUCACCAAAUUCAGUUUUUUUUAAUAAAAAAACGUGGAUUUUACGGUAAGAACCUGAAAAAAAAGAAGUGUCUCUUGGAACUUGGCGUUUUGUCUCCAGCUUUACAGCUGAAGAAAAUCGAUUUAUUUUCAUUUCUGUCAGGUUUUUUACGCUGGGAUUUCCGUUCUAGGUGAAUAGUUACUGACAGUUAAACCCCCGUAUUGUAAUUGUAUGUUCUCUGUAUUGUAAUUUUGUAUAGGAAAUUCAGCUUUUCUUAACUGAUUUAGCGAAUUAAUCAGAACGUCGCUUUACCAAACCUCUCACUGGACGUCGCUCGUGGGUCGGACCUUCCAUCGGUGUCAUUUAACAUUGGAAAAUUUAAUGGCUUUACUUUUUCCGGUGAAAAAGUGGAAAAAAAAAAGAAAGAAAAAGCCCCCGACCACCACAAACCAGCCGAACCAUGGGAUUUCCCCCUGGAUACGAGGGGGGUUUGUGCAUUUGCUGUUAACAGUCCGCCCCUUUCAGCUGAGAUUUUAUCAAAGAU
This is a messenger RNA of Manacus vitellinus (golden-collared manakin), 1589 nucleotides long. Its product is annotated as pre-B-cell leukemia transcription factor 3. NCBI's taxonomy places the organism in Eukaryota, Metazoa, Chordata, Aves, Passeriformes, Pipridae. Gene Ontology annotation, cellular component: nucleus. The transcript is spliced from 6 exons. The record is from RefSeq and is a predicted model, not a curated record. Gene Ontology annotation, molecular function: DNA-binding transcription factor activity. Bases 24 to 860 code for a protein of 278 amino acids.